GCCCCGCCGGCCAUGAGGCCCCGCCGGCGCCUUAGCGCGGCCCUGCGUCGCGGCUGCUGAGCCUCCGCCGGCCCCGCGGCCACCAUCGCCCUUCCCGCCCGCGCGGGGACCCCCCCCUCGGCUCCCCUCCCUCCUCACAGCCGCCGCCAUGUUGGGCCGGGAGCCGCAGCGGGGCCGCCACUGAGCCCCGGAGCCUGCGAGGAGGAGGCGGAGGAGGAGCCCGGUCCCGGCCGCCCCGCAGAGCCCAGCGCCGGCCGCCCAGCCGCAGCCAUGGCGGAGCAGACCUACUCCUGGGCAUAUUCCCUUGUGGAUUCCAGUCAAGUGUCUACCUUCCUGAUUUCUAUUCUCCUCAUAGUCUACGGCAGUUUCAGGUCUCUGAACAUGGACUUUGAGAAUCAAGACAAAGAGAAAGACAACAGCAGCGCUGCUGGGUCUUUUAAUGGCAACAGCACCAAUAACAGUAAGGGUAUUCAAACCAUCGAUUCCACCCAGGCGUUGUUCCUGCCCAUCGGAGCGUCCGUGUCUCUCCUAGUUAUGUUCUUCUUCUUCGACUCAGUUCAAGUUGUCUUUACAAUAUGCACAGCAGUCCUUGCAACAAUAGCUUUUGCUUUCCUUCUGCUCCCGAUGUGCCAGUACUUAACACGGCCUUGCUCACCUCAAAACAAGAUUUCCUUUGGCUGCUGUGGGCGUUUCACUGCUGCCGAGUUGCUCUCGUUUUCUCUGUCUGUGAUGCUUGUCCUUAUCUGGGUCCUAACUGGCCACUGGCUCCUAAUGGAUGCUCUGGCUAUGGGCCUGUGUGUUGCAAUGAUAGCCUUUGUCCGGCUGCCGAGCCUGAAGGUUUCCUGCUUGCUGCUCUCUGGGUUACUAAUUUAUGAUGUCUUUUGGGUCUUUUUUUCUGCCUACAUCUUUAACAGCAAUGUUAUGGUGAAAGUGGCCACACAACCAGCCGAUAACCCCCUGGAUGUGUUAUCCCGGAAACUUCACCUGGGACCAAAUGUAGGCAGAGAUGUUCCCCGUCUGUCGCUGCCUGGCAAACUUGUAUUCCCAAGUUCCACAGGCAGCCACUUCUCCAUGCUGGGGAUUGGAGAUAUUGUGAUGCCAGGGCUUCUGCUCUGCUUUGUCCUGCGUUAUGAUAACUACAAAAAACAAGCCAACAGUGACUCCUGCGGUGCCCCAGGACCAGGGAACAUCUCUGGGCGUAUGCAGAAGGUCUCCUACUUUCACUGCACACUUAUUGGCUAUUUUGUAGGUUUAUUAACUGCAACAGUAGCUUCUCGUAUUCACCGGGCAGCCCAGCCUGCCCUGCUCUAUUUGGUACCAUUCACUUUAUUGCCACUCCUCACCAUGGCCUAUUUAAAGGGCGAUCUACGUCGCAUGUGGUCUGAGCCUUUCCACUCCAAGUCCAGCAGCUCCCGUUUCCUGGAAGUAUGAUGGAACGGACAGGAAGUGACCUGAACUUCUGCCUUGGUCCUUUUCACUUUAACUUGUGGCUUUGUUGUCUCCUAAAGCUGGACUGGCUGGUACUUGGGAAGGUACCAGCGAUGGGACACGUAUGAAAGGACUUUGUUUUAAAGGAGUGAAAGAAACAAAAGCUAAAAUCCCAGAGCUCCGUGUGACUCCGUAUCUCCCUGCAGAUGUGGAACUGGGGACCCUUUGUGCAACUGCAGCCACUUUCCUCUUUUCCUCACUCAGAUGGAUUAGUACCAGACUAUUACCUUUGUGAGAGAGGAAGAGACAGACUUGAAACUAAAAACGGCUUGAAGUCGUUCAAAAACUUGUGAACACUAAACGCAAAAACGGUUAAGCAAACCGAGGCUUCUUCAGAGAACCCCUCGUGGACAUUGGGACCAGUUUCCUGCGGGACUUCGGUUUUGAAAAGAACUGAGACAGAAGGUCUUCUGUCACAAUAUUGGGUUUUUUUGAUUUAUUAAAUAUUUCCUGUGGUGUGAGGUUACUUAUUAAAUCCACAGACACUGAGUGACUUCUUGCAGUAUACAUAUAAAAAUUUGUUGUAACAAGUUACAUUUCCACCCAGAUGUCAUAUUGCAGUGAAAAAGGGCACGAUUUUUAUACAUAUAUAUAUACACACAUAUAGAUAUAUAUAUGAAUAAAUAAAAAGGAAAACCUGCUAAGAUCAUGCUGUGUAGCAGACAGGGGCUUGCUGUAAUUUUUAGCAUGUAGCGCAGUUACUCUGGCUUUAUGUAUAUGGACCUACAAUGAGCUGCUGUUUCCCCCCCCUUCUACAACUGAACCUGCAGUUUAAAAACAAGUGUAGUAUUUGUACUGGUUGUACCAUGGACUUUAGGGGAUAUUUGAUUUGAUCAAUGUAGCAAACUAGGGAAGAAAAAAGUUCAAACCCAACCCUGUGUGUCUGAGGGGGGAGGAGGUGGGGGUGUCUUUUUUCUUUUUUUUUUUUUUUUCUUUUUUAAAUUUUUUUUACAAACAGCUCCCUUGCAGGUUUUUAGUAGUUCUUUCUUGACCAGUGCAUGUAUUAUAGCAGCAAUUGUCUUUGUGCUUUCUGAUCAUAGUAAUGUAUCACUUGUAAAUACAUUUUUUCUAUUUUCUA
Molecule: messenger RNA, 2566 nt
Organism: Vidua macroura (Pin-tailed whydah)
Lineage: Eukaryota; Metazoa; Chordata; Aves; Passeriformes; Viduidae
Gene: SPPL3
Product: signal peptide peptidase like 3
Exons: 11
Coding region: 271-1431 (386 amino acids)
Biological process (GO): membrane protein proteolysis
Cellular component (GO): Golgi-associated vesicle membrane; cytoplasmic side of endoplasmic reticulum membrane; lumenal side of endoplasmic reticulum membrane
Molecular function (GO): aspartic endopeptidase activity, intramembrane cleaving
Source: RefSeq, a predicted model, not a curated record